Leguminivora glycinivorella is the source of this 2300-nucleotide messenger RNA. Its product is annotated as zinc finger protein 141-like. The coding region runs from base 1 to 1965 and encodes 654 amino acids. Lineage: Eukaryota; Metazoa; Arthropoda; Insecta; Lepidoptera; Tortricidae. The transcript has 5 exons. Gene Ontology annotation, molecular function: protein binding; DNA-binding transcription repressor activity, RNA polymerase II-specific; histone methyltransferase activity. Gene Ontology annotation, cellular component: nucleus. Gene Ontology annotation, biological process: cellular developmental process. The record is from RefSeq and is a predicted model, not a curated record.
AUGUGUCAGGUGCCCGCCGUGACGGGGCUGCCCGCGUUCGUGCCUCGCGCCGCGCUCACCGUGCCGAGGGUCUUCCUACAUCUUGCCUACUCCUACAUACCAGGGGCAGGAAUAGGCGUGUUCAGCACGCUGACGCUGCCCAGCGGCGUGCGCUUCGGGCCCUACCGCGGCCGCCGCCUCAAGAUCGCCAUCGACUCUGGGUACGAGUGGCAGCUGUACGACCGCAACAACAAGCCGAGUCACGUGGUGGACGCGAGCGACGCCAACAACUCCAACUGGAUGCGCUACGUCAACUGCGCGCGGCGCUACUCCGAGCAGAACCUCGUCGCCUUCCAGUACCAGGGCGAGCUCUACUACAGGACGGUGAAGAUCGUGCCGCGCUUCACGGAGCUGCUGGUGUUCUACGGCAGCGAGUUCGCCAACCGGCUCGGCGUCGACCUGCGCCGCUACUCCAAGCCCUGCGACUGCGAACACUGUCAACCUAAAUUUCGUGUCAAUAACGAACCAGAGAAAACAAACAAAGCAAAAUCGCCUAAAGAAAAGAAGGACGAAACAGAAAUUAAGGAUGCCGAAUCAGGACAAGCCUCAUUUAUCGCCGAAAAGACAGCUGUGGAAACAAACAAACGUAAAACAAGCAAUGAAAAGAAAGAAGAAACAGAUAUUAAACAUGUUAGUUUUGAUCAAGCUAAACUUGUCACCAAAAAGCCUGCAAAGACAAACAAACGUAAAUCGCCCAAUGAAAAGAAAAACAAAACUUUAAUAAAAAAUGGGCUCACUAAGGGUACCGAAAAGUUACAAGAACCUUCGUCUUCUCAAGCGGCAUUACUAAUGAACAUUAAUGUACAAGAGAUGCUUAUAAAACCAGCUAUUGAUAUAUCUGAUAAAAUAGUCUCGAAUGCGACGAAUGUCUACAAAUGUGACCAGUGUAACAAAAUAUUCGAUAUAAAGUCAGACUUAGAGCAACAUCUGCAGUCUCAUAUUGUAUUGAAAAUUUCUGGGAGAAAUCCUGGAUUAGAAAAGGGUGGGAGAAUUUCUUCUCUGAAGUGUAAAAAAUGCAGUUGUACAUUUGAUACUCGACUGCUUGCACUGGAGCAUGCGAAGAGUCGGCAUGGCGUGCAGUACUUCACUUGCUCUGACUGUGAGUAUGCAACUAGUGAGAAAGGAAGUUUACAAAUGCACUUGAGGGUUCAUACUGGCGAGCGGCCAUUUAAAUGUGACCAGUGUAAUGCCGCCUUUGCCCAAAGGAGCGCUUUACAAUAUCACAAGAGCAAACACACCGGCGACAGACCUUUUAAGUGUGACCAGUGUAAUGCCGCCUUUGCCCAAAGCAGCGAUUUACAAAAACACAAGAGAAUACACACUGGUGACAAACCUUUCAAGUGUGACCAGUGUAAUGCCGCCUUUGCCCGAAGCGACUGUUUAAAAACUCACAAGAGAAUACACACCGGUGACAAACCUUUCAAGUGUGACCAGUGUAAUGCCGCCUUUGCCCAAAGCAAUUCUUUACAAUAUCACAAGAGCAAACACACCGGCGACAGACCUUUUAAGUGUGACCAGUGUAAUGCCGCCUUUGCCCUAAGCAGCAGUUUACAAAGACACAAGAGAAUACACACCGGUGACAAACCUUACAAGUGUGACCAGUGUAAUGCCGCCUUUGCCCAAAGCAGCGCAUUACAAGGACACAAGAGAAUACACACCGGUGACAAACCUUACAAGUGUGACCAGUGUAAUGCCGCCUUUGCCCUAAGCAGCGAUUUACAAAGACACAAGAGAAUACACACCGGUGACAAACCUUUCGAGUGCAACAUCUGUGACUACAGGGCUACUCGGUCAAGUUAUCUAAAGGAUCAUCUAAUGGUGCGCCACUCAGGUCUAAAGCCGUUCGGCUGCGACUUGUGCAGUUACAGAGGUGCUAUUAGACAGCAUUUAAGACAACAUAUGAAAACCCACCAGAAGUCGUCUUAGGUUUCUUGUUUAUUUUUUCUAAUUUAUCGUAUUUACAUUUAAUGAAUUAACCUUUUUUUUUUAAACGGAACAUUAGCUUUUAUUUUGGAAGACUAAGCAUAGGUUUACCUGGCGUAAAGAGGUUAUAGUACUGAUGCAAGUUUCACAUUGUGAGCGGGACAGAGCUACGAACUGCAUAUCAUUGUCUCACUCGCACACCGGCGGAGCGAACAGAAACCGUAUCAAGUGGUAGCAAAUAAGUGAAAUAAGAAAUAGGCUAUUAUUACAUUUACCUUGAUGUGUUCUCUUAGUUAUUAUAUUUCAGAAGAUAUGUUUUUUCGUAUUUUGACGACCGG